GAUUCGAAGGUGGAGGGGCGUUAAGAAGUGGGGAAAGAAAAUGGCUCUAUAUUGAUCAGAUUUCCGAAGGGAGGAGUUGAUAUCUUUAUCCAGGAGAGCAAAGAGGUGAUUCGACAGCGUAUUUCUUGGUGCUAGCAAUGGAUCGACAGCCUCACGACUAUGCUGCGGCGGCCGCGGCCGCAGCCGCAGCCUUUGCUCAGCAGCAACAGCAACAACAUCAGCAAGCUCAUGUUCACGCCCAGCAGCAAUUCGUGGGGUUCCAGCAAUUGGCAGGGGCAGGGGCAGGUGCAGGUGUGCCUCAUUCUCAGGUACCCUUCCUCCCUCAGCACGGUCAUCCUCUUCAACAUCCUUCCAUACCAAUGCAGUUCCCUCCUUAUCACCACCAGAUUCUCCCCUACCAUCAACACCCACAGCACCAUAUCCCCCCUGCUGCUUCUGCGGCGGCUGCCCCCAUGGGGGUAGGGCUGGGCAUAGGCAUGGGAAUGGGGAUGGGGAUGGGGAUAGGCAUGGGAGCCAUGAGCAUGGGCAUGGGCAUGGGCAUGGGUUUAGGCACAGGAAUGCCUCAGGGACAGCCCCAACCCCAGCCACAAGCACAGAGUCAGCCUCAGGGGUUGUUUAGCCCUUGGGAACCUCCGCCACCGCCUGUUCCACCUCCUGCUGAUGCCGAUUUGCAGAAGCGUAUCGACAAAUUGGCCGAAUAUGCCGCCAAGAAUGGACCCGACUUCGAAAAAAUGAUCAGAGACAAACAGCAAGAUAACCCUGCUUACAACUUCCUCUUCGGGGCUGAAGGACAUGCCUACUACAGAUACAAGCUCUGGCUCUGUACUCGCCAGGGGAUUCUGCUGCCUCCUCCUCCUCCAUCUGCAUCAGCUGUCUCUAUGCAGUUGCACCACUCUGCUUCUCCCUCUGCCGCUACUCCCUUUUCCUCUACUUUCUAUGCUAGUGACCAGCAGCAUUCUCAACCACCACCACAUUUUACUCAGCCCCAGUCUCAGUCCCAGUCUCAGAGCUGGGGAACGGAUUAUGAUUAUGAUUCAAGUAGCAGCAGAAAGUCAUUCAAGGGUCUGUCCGGACCGCUUCCCUCUGACGUGGAUGCAGAGCUGUACAAUGUUCUCAACAAUCUGAGUGGGACGAAGGAGUCUAUCAAGGGUGCAAAAAUAUGGUUUAUGCAGAGGUCUCCCUUUGCACCUGCUCUAGCCGAGGCACUCAAAGAUCGGGUCAUGGCCCUCCAUGAUGCCGAGAGGCAGUUGCAUAUCAUUUAUCUUGCAAAUGAUAUCCUUUUUGACAGUUUACAGCGGCGUAGCAAUCCCCAGGAGCUUGAUAAUGAGGCACUUGCUUUUCAACCUGUGUUGGGAUCUAUGCUUGCGAGAAUCUAUCACAAUCCUCAAAAUAAAGAUGCAAAUCAGUCUCGGCUGCAAAAGAUCUUACAGUUUUGGGCUUCAAAGGAAGUCUAUGAUACAGAUACAAUCUACAGUCUAGAAGGUGAAAUGUUAGCCGGACCGCCGACUUCCACUGGGACAGAACCCCCAGUCGGCCUGGGGAAAGAAUCUUCACUGCUAGAAUCCUCUACUGGUCCAACAGGUCUUCCUCAAGCCUCUGUUCAAAAUCAUCUUCAAUGGCAAUCUGAUGUACACAGAAAUUCUUUACCCUUGGCAGACCAAGAGAAGCAAGAGAUGACUAUUCCAGUCACUUCAGCAUCACAAUUCUUUGGUUCAAGUGCCCAGUUUGCAUCAACAGUGAGUCAGCCUUUUGCAGCAAAUGCAGCACCCUCUAUCUACCCAUCUGCUGCUCCACCUUUUCUUGGAUCACUGUCUACUCCUCCAGCACCAGUUAGUCAACCGAAUAUUGCACAAGUGCCAAAUCUAUCCAGUAUUAGAGGUGGGGAGCAAUCCCCAUAUCCAUUGUUUCCACCAGGACUUAUACCAGGAAUGGUCCGAAGAAUGCAAAUAGGAAGUGGGGUUCCUUACUCUCCUUUGAGUCCUUUGGAUAUCCCGACAGUAAUUCCUCCAUCAACCACUUCCCCAUCAUAUAUCCUUGAAAGGGUGUCAAAAUUCUUCAAAGAAAUAGAUGAGGUUAACCCUUCUGAUGGUCAAACAGAGGAUGAUGAAAGGGAGCAACCAAGUCGCACAGGUGGUGCUUGUAUUCCGCCUCCAUCUAAUCUGCAAGUAGACGCAGAUACUGGCACUCUUCCAGAUGGAAGCAUUGAGCACAAACCUGGAGCAACUACCACGGGAAGGCUGGGCCUUGGAGCUACUGCUGAUCCUAAUGAAGUGAGCCAGUAUGAUGAUGUUUAUACUUCAUACAGGAAGCAAAGGAGCUCGAGCUAUCAUACAUCAAUGAGUGCCAGAGCUUCGGCAAGAUAGUUAUAAGACUUUGACUAUUUAUAGAUAAUUGUUCCUGUGUAUUGUCAGUGGGAAGAAUCGGAUGACAAUAUGGCUAUUGGUGGCCUGGCUUUGCAGCAAGUGGUAGUGCUUUGGGUCUCAACUGGUCUUGUUGGGGUAUGAUUCUGAAUUCAGUAGUUGGAAUUAGGAUAUUUUAUAUGCCUUUUACAAUACCAUGUGUAGAACUCUAUGUCUUCUGUGCAGGUCUGAGACUUUAUUCAGGAUGCUAUCAACCAAUGCAACAAAACAAAUAAAAAGUUAAUAAGCCUCUUCAGGGGAGAGUUCAUAUCAUUUCUGUCCAUGAAAUGUAUUGGCUUAUUGGGGUAUCAAAGAGACUGGAAAAUCACAACCCUUUCAUAUCUUAGAUUACUACAGAUUUGUUUCCAUUCUUGUCGAAUAUGGACAGUUAUUUCAAAUUGAAGUAUAAAAUCAAGUUAAAAAUGAAUGAUCAAAACAAAGCAAAAAAUGGAAGACUAUUAAUAAUGGGAAAGAUUCAUGAAUGUAGGAUACUACUUAAUUCUAUGAUCUUCUGAAUAAUCAGUUGCAAAUUUUUAAAUUCUUUGUCA
Molecule: messenger RNA, 2947 nt
Organism: Cryptomeria japonica (Japanese cedar)
Lineage: Eukaryota; Viridiplantae; Streptophyta; Pinopsida; Cupressales; Cupressaceae
Exons: 4
Coding region: 138-2363 (741 amino acids)
Biological process (GO): RNA processing; intracellular calcium ion homeostasis
Cellular component (GO): perinuclear region of cytoplasm
Molecular function (GO): RNA binding
Source: RefSeq, a predicted model, not a curated record